This is a messenger RNA of Spirometra erinaceieuropaei, 14072 nucleotides long. NCBI's taxonomy places the organism in Eukaryota, Metazoa, Platyhelminthes, Cestoda, Diphyllobothriidea, Diphyllobothriidae. The record is from the annotation of a GenBank genome assembly.
AUGUCCGUUCAUGUUGAACCCGGCCUUGCGCUGGUGGACAGCAGUUCACUUCCAGUCAAACGUGUUCCCCGCUCUAAAGGUAUGCUCAUGGUCUCUGACUUGCUUUCAAAGUGCUAACAAACGGGAAAUUCUCCUUUUCCGUCAUUGUAUUUUCGGUACACUGAGUAGGGAAUUUAAUGAUUUUAACAAAUAUCAAUCGUUUGCGGGUUUUGCUCGAAAAUGUUAAAGAGAACAAGUACUUCCUACCUACUUAGAGUCAACAGCUAACGACCGGGCAGAUUGACUUAUCUGUUUGCUUUCGCCUUUUAAAGCCGAGUUCCUACAAAAGAUGCUUCAUUUCCAACACCAGACACCGGCAAACGGACGGCUCCUGAAGAUUGCAGUUGUCGGCUAUCCCAACUCUGGCAAGUCCUCCCUAGUCAACAUGUUGACAAAGUGGCGGACAUGUGCCGUGUCAGGACGGGCGCAUACCACGCGAUCGAAGCAGACAGUCGUCUAUACGACAGACUCGGUGCAGUUGGUCAGUUUAUUCCACAAUAUCAUUCAUUUUCUUGGUGGGAUUUAAUAUUUACCGAAGCUCUGCAGAGCCUAAAAGUGCCCCACGGAGUGAACAUAGCACCGGCUCUGGUGCAAGGCAAUGCCAAGACGACAGGUGGGCGGAGGCGCAGCGUCACUCGCCGCCCGUCUACGCGUGCCACACACGCUACCGAGCUCGAUUGCGGAUGCCUGAGAGUAUCAUAGUGUCCUGCGAAGGACCCGGUUGUAUCGCCAGUUGACAGCAUUCCAUCUACUGCGAACCCUUGACUAUUUACGCGUCCAAAUUUUAUUGUAAUGAGGGAUUUGCUGAUGUGUCACGGGGGGUGGAUUCCCUAAUGUCGGCCUCACACGUUCUCCUCCCUCUCCCAUGUACCAAUCGUUCGCCCAAACCUGGGAUUGGGCACAGUCGCUGACGCAACGUGAAGGUCUACGUCUAAGGUGUGCCUCUACACGCCUUUAUGUGUGCCAGUAAGUAUGGGUUCGCGCAGCCCAUUCCAGGGUUAUUUAUUAAAUAGUAACAACAUCACUACAAUGCAUGUAUCUUUUUUGCCAGGUGCUGCGAGAAGCAUUUAAAGUCUCGGGUUUUGGCAGGGAAGACAGAUUAUUAGCCAUUCGACUGCGCUGAACCCGGCACUUGGGUGCGCGCUGACAGUAAGGUAAGGGCUACAGAGCCUGCCUGCACGGGAGUAGCUUAUGCAUCUUCGCAGCCCAAACCACGGGACUUAAAUUCAACAGGAUAUGUAAGCACGUUAGCCUGCUAAUAGACUUCGGGAUUAGCCACGCAACGGAACACUACAACUUUACGAUAUGGGUCUAUUUGGCAGGGCGGUUUAAUCAACUUUGCAACUUUACAGUAUUGGUCUAUUUGACAGGCUAGUCUAAUCAGGCAACUACGCAAUUCAGUACCUUACCUCGCCUACACAAUCAGCUUCCGAGCUGGGCAAGUUUGACAACUAUAUGAUGAGAAAAUUUGUGUGCAUCUGGGUUCGCGAGAUCCUCUGAGGUAAAAAAAAUUCCACUGAGAUAGUAGCAGAGAUUAACUGAAGUGGACUAGGACAGCUGAACCAAUUGUCGCUAAAUACUUAUUCUAACUCCCGUCUGCUAACGGUUACCGGGUAAACACUUGCGGCCGAACAAUAAAACGAGUUCAUCCUAACUUACCAUCCAGAUCGGGGUGUUCUCAUUCCAUUGCGAACAAUUUAAGACACUUUAUGAAGCUUAGGACGCCUAUUGAUCCACACUUUCAAUCACCCUGGCAUGCUUUUCUUUCAUAUUGUAGGCGUUCGUUGACCUUCCCGGAAUCGUGUCACUCGGACAAGCCAGACAGUAAGUAUUUCACGUGAGCUCAAAGUUGCAUUUAAAUACAGACGACGAUUGUUUUUUUGCGUCUUAAACUGUUAUUAUCUCAGACAGAACUCUCCUUCUCUCAUUCUUAGGUUCAAACUAGAAAAGACCUUCUUUCGGGACCCGCAUGCUGCAAUCUUUGACUGUGACUUAAGUAAGGUGGGAUUCUUCACCUUCGCCCUCUUAACUGUAGCGUUUAGUUCUAAUUCUUGUGGACUCAGCCAACAAGUAUGCUCGGCAAGCACUACAUCCUGAAAUUGUCAAGACGCUGCACUUCUUCAAAGAUAAAGAAUCCAUCCUAGUCCUUAACAAGGUAAGUACCUACAGAGCCGUCCUGUUCUCGUCUUUGGUCUGCACCAAACGCUCAUUAAUUCUCGGGCAAUGCCUACUGUUUCCGUUUAAGUAGUUCUUAUUUUCCGAUCGUCAGGCGAGACGCAAACAUUCCUUGCCGGAGUGAAGUCCCCGACCUAAACUGUCCUGGCAUUAGACCCCUAUCUACGGGUUCUACUACACGACUGGUCCUCCCCUCGUAACUGAACCAUACCUCGCACACAUGUUUGUCGGUCCUGCAUAGACACACUGGUCGUUCUCAUCUUGUUUCGCUUGCCGCCGAAGCGAUGCAUUGAUGGCAGUUGCCUGAAGCGCGUCAUGGCAGCUGGGUGUCAGGUGAGGCCAUGGUCAUAAUGGAGUGCACACCUCAUUAAGCGAGGCCCUCAGUGGGACUGUCGAUCGAUCAAAGUGACAAUCCCUCCCUGGGCACCUCACACACUGGCAUUUGGCCCGUCGUACGUGAUCGCAGCGGUGCUCCUAACAUCCCUAGUCAGUCAACUGCUCACGCUGCACGUGACGUGACCCCAGUGUAGCAAUAGCUUGACGCCAAUUGGUGUUACGCCCUCUUCUGAUUGGUCGCUGGCGGACAGAUCUCAGGCAAACGUACGCGGUUCAUGCAGGAGCCAACAAGAACGGCUGGCAUUGGGUUUGUUAGAACAAUUGCUACCAUUGUCUGCCAAACCGCUUGUAGGGGUUGUCCAGCUGACUAAGUCUGCGUUACCUUCGAAUUGGGCAUUUCCUCAUUAUCCACCAAUCUAACUCGACGUGUCACUAACACGCAACCCUCUGACUCUACAGGUGCUUGUAGCCUGGGUGAUGGGUGAAGUAUUCAUUUUGUGAAAACAUUUGAGCUCAGCCUUUGUGCCUUUACGCGGGUGCUGUGCCGACGGUACCGCCUGAGAGGGCGAUGCAGUCGGUAACCCGCAACAGAGUAAAAUCCUGUAAAUGUCGACCGAUUUAGCCAAGUGUGCUUUGAAUUCGAAGUUUAAAAGGUUGACUUUUAGGCUGAUAUAUGGAUGGGGGGGGGGGUAUAGUUGCUAAACAGGGGCCGGCUAAUUUUCCAUCCACGUCGGAUGAUUUCGCUCAGACCAAAGGCAUGCCCAUGUGAUCGUCGCUGCCUUUUUAAUUAAGUACAAGGAUCUGUAUUUUCAUAUGGAAAGCCAGCCAAGGGCCCCCUCCUCCGGCUUAUUGUACAGAAAAUCGCGUUUUCUCAUGAGGUACAGCCAUUUUAAAUAACGGCAAGAAAAUAAAAUCCCGCGUUCCUCCAUUACGAAACAACUGCUUGAUAAUGGUCACUCCGUCGACCCCAAAACUUCCUUCCGAGUACUUGUUCGGGCACGAACAACUCGGCGGUCUACAUACCACGAGUGAAAUCAGAUCUUUGUAAACAGUUUGAACACGUUGUUAACCUAACAUUGCCAUGGUAGCCUCUAGCUCCAUGAUUUCGCCUUCCUCUCUCCCUCUUUUGCUCGUUAACGCUCCCCUUUUUUCACCUUUUCCCCUACGGUGUUUGAGUUACUAACUUUAUCGAUUAGCCAGCUUUACCCAAAAACAUGACCUUUCUGUUUCUUCAAUUCAAAUCUGUUGUAUUCUUCCCACGCGUUAUCCAUGUCAUGAAGCGACAGGACGCAGCUGACGAGCCGUCGCGAAUUUUUUUGGUACCAUUAAAGCCUGCCUUGCUUGCUUACUUCAGCAUCGUACCGGGGACAAAAUGCUUCAAAUUCCUGUUGGUUUGUUGUUGAUCGCUCCAACGCAUUUGCUCCGUCCUAUCUACUUUGCUACAUCGACUGCUGAUGGCUGUGCUGACGUACGCCCACCUUUUUGUCCCUAGAUCGAUCAAGCUAAGGGCAACCCGACUCGUCUGCUGGAUGUAUCCAGGCGUCUGACGAGAGGUGUGGUGAGUGGUCGCAUCUCGCAUGCAGAUGCCUACGAAAACCGCUACAUCCAUCGCGCGGAAUUAGCCGCCAGGCAAAACGCCAUGCCACGUCUAGAGCCCAGCGAAGUCAUCACUCUACGCCUACCAGCAGUCGCUAUUGAAGCGGCAAACCGGCGACUGGCCGAGGUUGCUGCUAUCCGCCAAAUGCUGAAUCCGCCCUUUCAGGUGGAGCGCCUCGGUGAGCCGCGCUCUCCGACUCCCCUCUCCUUACCUCACUCGGCAGGAGCUAGCCCCCCUACACUUCGGCUCGAGGUCGGCGCCGACCCCCAACCAGGUGAGCUGACGCAAGACCUCAGUGGCCGCCAUCAGCAUCAACUCGACACAGAGUCGGCGGGACUGGAGAAGUCUGAAACCUGCACGCUGAAUGUAAUAACCUCUUCCGCGGUGUCCUGUGAUACUGAUGCUCCUGUGUCCACUGACUCUGCAGCCCUCUCUUCUGCGAGAAUUUCCCCAAACGCGCCAGAGACGAGGAAAGAAGUUGGAACGAGGACGGAAGAACCUGAAGAGGGUACUUUGCAAUAGCUGUUUGACCUUACUUCGCUCAUGUUUGGCUUGCCAUGAAAAUUGCUUCGAAGUCUGGAAACACCUGCUGCGAGCACCGAUAACCGACACAACUCUACAAUGCAGUACUACAAAGUGCUUAGGGUCAACGUUUUUAGGCGCUUAUAUGCUCAACUUUUAAGCCAUCCUUCUGCUUGAAUUAUUUCAGAGAGGACAUUCGUCGGCAUUAGGGUAACCUAGGUUGUCUAUCUACCGACAUUGUCACUGUGUUUUGCGCCCAAAAAUCAGAGCCUGCUAAGCCUGUAGCUGCUCUGAUUUCUUAAAAACUGUGUGCUUUUUCACGAAUGAUCUCGUGUGAUCUGCUCGAACCAAAAACAGCGUCCGAUUGUGCGGAUGGUAUAUUUACGUCCACAUUUCUUGGUUAACUUACUGCCCGCUCCCAGAGACCUAGCGGACUAGCGCGUAGACCUAGCUCGGGACUUUCAUUAGCAUAAGAGAUUGCCCAGGUGUGGUGAGAUAUCGAUGAUUUCUACGUGGUAAGUUGACGUUGCAUGCAUCGCAUUAGGCCAGUUAAUAUUAAUUCAGCGCAUAUAUGUUACACCUGAGCUACCAUUUUGGAUUUCUGUAAUCAAGCGUAGUAAGAUCUGCCACGGGCACUGCCCCCCUGCUAGAACCCUGCGUUUUCCGCGGUCUCGAGUCCGCACCUCAGCCCCCAGUACCACAUGUUGCUCGUUAACAAAAGUACGUUUCUAUUAAUUGCUUUUAAAAAUCCUUCAUUUGUUGGAAGAUGUGCGCUGCGUAAUGUGCAGGCUUUACGUGAAGCGUUUUUGGAUUUCACAAGAAUUACCGGUAGUUCCUUGUCGUAGUCGACGGUGAUAGCAAAUACGUGAUCUGACUAUAUCGGGGAGGAAUUUUACAGAACUGGUCUUGAUCAUUCCUCACGCACCCACCCCAUAGGAAAAGGUCAGACCAGGCCCACACAUGCUGGUCCCUCAGUAGCCCAGAUGUCAUAUUAGUGAUGGCUGCCAUAAAAACCUUAUUACUAACUAUCCACUACGAUGUGACGCACCGUGCGAGGGGUCGAAUUGCCCCGACUGUCAAUAAUCUUCUGGGGAGAGACCUUUAAUAUGCAGUUGUAAUUCUAGAACGCAUAGAAUUUGCAGUGACAAUAACCACAGGGGUAAUUCGCCCAUCGAAAGUGACGAGAGCUACCACGGUUUCAGAUAGGGCUCGGCGUUGACAUACACGUGAGUCUGUUUAUAGUGAAGCGGACUUUCGAAGCACCUACUUCACCCCUCCCACUCCCGCUGCAUUCUGAUGGCAAGACGAGGUCAAGGCAACUGAUAACAUGCAUGGAUGCAGGGGUUGAGACCACGUCUAUGCGUGCCACACACAUGCCGGGCCCUGACUUCGUGUUGGUCGGCUUUCUAGGUGGAAGUCUCUGAUCCCUCAUGAAUGGGAGUGUCACAGAGACCACAUUUUGAGAGGCCUGUUGCAUCCAUACCCUCAAUCUGCUCCGGGGGGGGGGACGGGUUAUUCUGCCAGCUGCCAUCUGUCCAAGCCACAAUGCUUACCACGGACAAUUUAAAGACAUAUUUGGUCGACGAUAGCGAGAAAAAUAAGCGUCGGAUCAGAAUCGAAUUGAACCCACAUUCUCUCCCCCUUCCACGCCAGCAGCAAGCCUGAGUCAGACCGCCUAAAGGUGGGGUUUACCACAAUGGCCGACGUGACAUGAAGCCUCCGUCCAAAGAGUGUCACACGCAAACACUGCCCGUCAUUACAGAAUUUGGCAGACAUCAUCGUGUCGCGCACUGGCUGGUCUCCGAACUCAAGCGGAAUCGGAUACAAGCGAAAAAGCAUGCCUCAGAAAACUGUUGAGAAGAGUUAGGCACGAUCGCGCAUCCAUCCCCGUUAAUUUGAACCCUAAUUCACUGCCUCAAAUCUUACAUUUGUGCGAGUUGUCAUAGCGCAAACCUAAGAGGGAGGCGUUGUUAUUCGAUCGUCGGUUUCUGAGAACUGAGGUAAAAUGCGCAUUACUAACGAACCCCAACGGGUGUACAAUUACUCAAUAUUUCAGAUAUUCGGACUUCGAAGGAUUUAAUUUGGGAAGACCUAACUCGGCGGCGAAUGUUUCGCGCAUUCUUCGCAAGCACAUUUUGCUCUCAUAGCAGGUGGAGUUUUUGUGAUAAUAGUCAUCUUUAAAGAAACAGUGCUGAUAGUGAGAAUUUGCGGAAUGGAAUGCUCUCCCGAAGCUCUACUCCUGCCCAAGCCAAACAAAUUCUACAGCAAUGCAUCAUUCACGAAUCCAGGUCUCUGUGAACACGUACAUUUACCAUGGCCAAACCGACUUCCUGCACAGUUCCGACUGUAAAGACAGAAAGCAUGUCACAGCAGCUGACGGCCUGCGCCCUCCCUCUUUCUCCAACAACCCAUGCAAUCUCAUUUGGCUUCUUUCAUGCUUGCGACGACGCCCGCCCCAUCCCCCGAGGAGUGAGCAUAGCGGUGGCUUGUGCGUGAAUUAGCCUAUGGUGAGACGGACUUGCAGAGCGCCUGCUGCACCGCCUUCAAGACAGGACAAUGUAGAGAUGACCUGAGGCAGGGAUGGGCAGUGACUGACGGAGUUAUGUGUUCCAUCUAAGCGUGCCGCAUAUAUCCUGGUUUCAUCGCCCCCAACCUUAUUGUAUAUUCAUAUGAUGGGGUUGUUCGUGUUUAGUCGGGGGCGUGCGCCCGCCCACACUGGUAAAAAGGUCUAAAAGCCCUUACUAUGCCUGUAUCAACAAACAAUGGCCCUCGCAGCCUGGUAUGCACUGGCAGUUCCCUGACACCUGGUUUCCUGCCAGUAGAUGCGCUUGUGUUCACGUCGGGUAUACAGGUGGCGGGCAUGGCUACCCAGUCAUCAUCCUCGUCCUUCUCACCCCGGUUGGGGUGUUUUUGUUGUUGGUGGUGAAAAAUCCUGGUCAAGUGUAUGUUUUUGAGCAAGGGUUGCGGGAGCAUGCCUAAGCUCGGGACCGGCCGUGCCAGCCACCUGCGCCUUCCUCCACCUCCGGUUUUCUUGACUCUGUCUCGACACCGGGUCCAGGUGGGGAGUGGGGAAAAGAGAGUGCGGUAGAUGCUGCGCAAGUCUACAUUCACUAUGAACUAAAUCACGCGCAAAUCACCGUCCCUGCUUCACCCUGCUGUGGAGCCCACGGCAGACGCCGUCGGUAACGACGGUCGAACACUGGAUUCGUUCGCUCUGAAUGCGAUCUUACUUAGAACGUACGCUCCCACUACCCAUUGCUUUUUCUUUUCACCACGUUCACUGUUAACCAUUAUAAGCGAGUGUAUUCACCACGCUGUCUGUCUAUUCUACAGUUUAACAUUUCCUUUUUUAGUCGCCAGUGGUGAAACGGUCAUGCCAAAGCAGGAUCGCCAGGUAACCGACGUUGAACGUCAGAGCAUUGAGGAGUACUUCAUGGAGUACAGCCCCAAACCGCCCGCCCCAGCCCCAGCUUCGAAGGAGAGCGCGACCGCCGUCGCCCCCACCGAGGACACCUAUCUGGACUCGAUUGUUGAGCAGCUAAAACAACAACUGCUGCUACAGUCAGCCAGCAAGGAGGAGGUUGAACUCAGGAAGCGUCGUUGGCGGCAGCUGGCCGUAGAACUGCAGGGCGUGGAACAUUGGGAGGGCUUCAGUGAGGUAUUCAUGGUCUCUUCCGUUACUGGUGAGGGGAUUGACAAACUGAGGGUAAGCUUUACAUCUCCAUUUCUUGUCCCUGAGCGACUCUGCAAAGUCGAUUAGUGACACCUUACUGAUGUAACUGCAAACUGGUGGUUAGCAGUACUAAAUACCGUCCACACGCCUUCGCAUGCUUGGUAAUGCACUACCAAAGUUUCCUACUCUAUGGUUUUCAUGAUUUCAUACUUUUUCACAUUUCCUGGUAAUGACUGCAGGAUUAUCUUCCACGUGUAUCGGCGCUACAGGCUACACAGUUCAUAGGACCGCUCCCAUAAAUAUAGUGCAUGCGUAUUUGCUACUUAUAUCGCUCAGGUAGAUUGAAUUAAUUAGGCGCAUGUUUUUGUGUUUUUUGUUUUGGAAGGCUUACACUACAAUUAGCAUGUUGUUCAUAUCAGCGGCUUUAAGAGCCCACAUAAAUAGGCCGGGCGAUUUUUGUUUACACGCUUUCCGGCGAGUGACAACUAUCCUACAUUUGGAUUACACUCACUGUUAACCUGUAAUCACUGCAUUAGCUUUAGCGCUUUACAUGCAAAUAUGAACUGACUUUGAGUCGACACACAGUCAGCCCAGUUACCACCGUCCACCGUUUGGAGUGUUUUAAGUCAAAUUAUGAUUGUACCCACUGCAUGAGCCUAUUCAACUACAUACGCCUCCAUAAAAAACUUUCAGUAGAUCACUGCAGACAUGAUCAUAUCACCACACACAUUCCCUCAUCAGCACAUGUACCACGCAUACACCCCUCCAACAUCCCACAUCACCAGCACUUCUCACGUAAAUGGGAAGUGUGCUUUUCGGCUCCUUUCUAUGUGAGACCCGAGCCUUUCCACCUCGCCUCCACUGUCCCCAUUGCCCUCGCACAUUCAUGCACAGCAUGGGUCUAUUCAGCCUUAUGUACAUCCACGAAAACCUGCGGUAGACAACUGCCGGCUGCACCACACCACCACAUCCUCCCUCACCGCUCACCAACACCACCCACUGCAAGCACUCAACUAACACCUCCCACGCAAGUGGGAAUCGUAUGCCUCGGCUCGGUCUCCGUGCGGAUCUUGUUUCAGGAGUAACUCGAGCCUGAGACUAUCCCGACGCGUCAAGCGCCGUGGAUAGGAAGGUUGCUGAUUGACGCCUCAACACAGUCCACGCAGUCCAUCCAGUUGAGUGUGUUUGGGUGGACUGGUGGCCGGGCCGAUACAGCCCCUUCCACGGCACUCUCACACAUGCGAGAGAUACGCCGCUCAACCCCCCCGUUGUGUGUUUAAUUCUGCUGUGUGCGUUUGGGGGGUCAGGUCAUGCAUGUGGCUCGCGCCGGACGGACGCUCUAGCUCUAUCAGCCACGCCGCCCACUUCCACGUAUAUCGGCGCUACAGGCUACACAGUUCAUGAGACCGCUCCCACAAAUAUAGUGCAUGCACAUUUGCUACUUAUUUUGCUCCGGUAGGCUGAAUUAAUUAGGCGCAUGUCUAGCUCUAUCAGCUACGCCGCCCACUACCGGCUUCAGACAUCUGACCUGCUCGGACAGUGGACUGGUGCCUGGAAGUGGGAAGAGAGAGAGAGUAAGGUCGACGCCUCACUAUGAACAAUCUGACGCGCUUGAAGCUAUCAGGGCGCGGUAAAAGCCGUGGCUUGGAAGGUUACCAACUGACGAGAUAACUCGGACCCCGCAGUCAGCCCAGGCCGACCGCAACGGCUCCUUAAUGGGGCCUUUAUGGCACUCCUUCUCCGUGGGGGAUCCGAGUGGGGUGUGGCGGCACGCCUAGGGGCGGCUCCGGCCGCGCCAGCCACCUGCGCCCUCUCCCACUUCCAGCUUUCUUGACUUGUUCAUGACACCGGACCCAGGCGGGGGAGACGUAGAGAGUGCGUUGGGUGCUGCACAAGUCGCCGUCCCUGCUGCCGAGCACAUAGCGUCGAAAUCGACGGUCGAGCUGUCAUAGCCGCACUAGUGGCUUUUGUUGGCAGGCUUCUUUUCUUUUAAAUGGUAGUUAAGUCGGUGGCUUUUGUAUUGUAUUGUAUUUUAGGGUAAUAGGCAAUGCCCUUGAUGACCCUAUUGAAAACGGUACAUAAAAUAUAAAUGUUAAAUGUACAUCUUACUAAAAUUUUGUCAGUAACAUAUUUGUUCACGGAAAACUUUCACAAUGCGGGACUGCUAAGCGUGCGGCAGGCGGUCUUCUCAGUGUACACAUGAAAUUUUAAGUGCAGUUAUAUACAAUCACCAUAAAGUGCAGUCAUUUGCAUAGUUUGAGAGGGGGCAUCUCAUUAAGAGUCAGGGGUGUGUUAAGUAGGGAUGAAAUCAAGAAAUGAAAUUUAUGGCCAGUGCUGCUCCCGCAUAUGUAGCAAAUGGCGAUUUCGCAUUUUCGUAUGUCACCUUUAAAGUUAACUGUUGAGAAAACUGACUGGAUGCUUGGAUAGAUUGCAUUCAAUUGGUGUGGCGAAACCGUGGCCGCCAAUGGCGAUGUAGCAUUUUUGUAUGUCACCUUUAAAGUUGGCUGUUGAACAAAACUGACCAGGUACUCGGGUAGAUUGCAUUCAUUUGGUGUGUGACUUUGAGAAUUGAAUACUGCGCCCAAGCUGACAGUUAUGAUUCAUAAGCCAUGGCGACUGAUGUGGAACCGCAAAAUUUGCACUUCUGCGGGCACUUCUGACUGCCGCCACUUUAUUCCCUCCAUUCAAAUAACCUAUUUCUAUCGUUUUCUUAUCCCAGGUUGGUUGGGGUAGGAUAAUAAUAAGCAAGUUUAGGUCAAGAGGGCUAAUUCGCUGAGCGACGAUGAUGACGAUUUUUUUUGCUGUUGUUAACCGUCUUCCUUGCUAGAACUGUCUACCCGUUUUGUCAAGACUACCUGUUGCAUUCUCCUAUGUCACCUUCGAAGUUGGCUGUUAAGAAAAACUGACUAGAUGCUCGGAUAGAUUGCAUUCAAUUGGUGUGUGGCUUUGUAAAUUGAAUACUGCUCUCAAGUUGGCAGGUAUGAUUCAUGUGCCGCGGACACCUACGCGGAACUGCAAAAUUUGCACGGCAAGAUCUUAUCUCAUAGCCGUACCUGUUAGGCGUUAGGGGUUGGGGUUAGAGGUUAGGAUUAGGGGUUAAAGUUGGGAGUUGGGGUUAGGUUGGGGCUUGUCUACUGCAGGUAUGGCCACGAAAUAAGAUAUAACAAUUUGCACUUCUGUGGGCACUUCGUUGUAUAGACUGCCGCCAUUUUAUUCCCUCCACUCAAAUAACUUAUUUCUACCGUUUUAUUAUCCUAGGUUGGUUGAGGUAGGGUAAUAAUAAGCAAGUUUAGGUCAAGAGGGUUAAUUCCCUGAGCAACGGAUGGUGACGUCUUCCUUGCUAGAACCGUCUAUCUGAAAUUGUCCAACUUUUACGCCUGCUUUAUUAGGACUACCUGUUGGGACGUGCGAAGCCGGGCCGCCCCUGGGUCCUGUCUCCAGCCCUCUUGACCGAUCAGGAGCCGACAGAGCUGGUGAAGAUGUGCGUUCGGGCCCACUGUCUGGAAAAGCUACCACAGGAGGUACCCUACGCCCUCUCCUUCAUCGUGGACGACUGCGAACGUGCCCGCCUGGAGGGCGAAGGCGAUGAUCGUAUGUAUGUGCAUGCGCGCAUUCUCUGCCGCAACGAGCGCCAGCUGGUAAGUUACACCACUGCCGAUACCGAGUUCCGCUUUCGCUCUUGAGGUCAGAGUUGUACUCACUGUUGAAUACACUUUGCUCAUCGGUGAGAAAAUAGUCGUUAGACGAGAAGCGUGUAUAUUUACAGCUUAACCUCACAAGUACUGGGUUCGACCACCCCUCUUUGGGGACUGGAUUAUUAUUCGCAUAAUUGGCGAGCAGGGCAAAACACCAGCUAUGCAUCAACCGUCGAUAGUUUAAUCCUCACGGGCGACGAUACCCACCGCUUGCCCCAUAGAAAGUGCGCGGAAUGGUGGCCUGUGCGUGGACUAAUUUGUAAAUAGACGAACGUGCGCUGAAUCUAUCGCACUCUGUCCUCCCUAGUCUACCUGGAUUCAAUGCCAAGACGACCAGACGUAGACGCGGACACACUGGCAGUCGCGGCCCGUCUAAGCCUGCCACACGCAACCCGGUCCCCAGGCUUUCUGUGAGAUCUCAUGUGCCUGAGCGUCUCAUUAGAGCCACACUGAGAAGGAGCCUGACUGUCAGUCCUGAGAAUGGCGGAGUUACCCCGUCAGUUGACAGCUUUCGAACCCCGUGUCUAAACACGUCGUGAUAGAUUUAGGUGUGUCACAUUUAUUCUGACGAUGGAUACUCUGUUUCGCGAUGCACUGUACUCACAACAACGCCAUUUAUCCCUGGCUAACUGUCCAAUUACCGUGGAGUCCUGUGCAACAUAAAAUGAAAGAAGUAGGAGGCCAGCCAGUCUCAAGUGAUCUACACUGGCGUUGGGUGUAACUGGCGAAUGGCGGCCAGAAAUGCCCAUUCCGGUCUCCUUUGUCGUUGUCGGUACCACUUCAUUUGCCUGUACUAUUAGUCGCUGUGCGACUGCCUGUGAGGGUUCUAGUGUAAGCCCCAAGGCACAACGGAAAGACCACGUUCCUUAACUCGAUAGGUAGUCGGCCAUCUGUCAUGUAUAGGCAGAAUUAUAUUACCGACAAAGACAAGGGAGACUGGAAUGACCAUUUCUGGCUGCUGGUUGGGCUCGAGAGAGAGCCCGUAAGGCACAGCGGAACGAGUGAGUUCCAUAAGAACGAUCGGUGAAGCGCCCCUACCAUUAUAUAUGGAGGCGUGGACUUCUAACAAACAGGUCGCGAGUUCGAGGCUCGGGUGUUCCACACUUCGGGCUUGGGUAUGGCUGGCUGACGACGGCUAAUAAGCCAGAAAUGGCCAUUCCAGUCUCCCUUGUCUUUGUCGGUAAUGCCAUUCUGCCUAUGUAUCAUGCGCCACUGUGCGGCUGCUGGUUGGGCUCGAGAGAGAGCCCUUAAGGCACAACGGAACGGGUGAGUUCUGUAUGAACGAUCAGUGAGCGCCCCCCAUCAUUGUAUAUUCCCGAUCGAAAACCGACAAGGCAACGGGCUCGUGGCCCGGUGGAUAGAGGCGUGGACUUCUAAACCAACAGGUCGCGAGUUCGAGGCUCGGGUGUUGCACACUUCGGGCUUGGGUAUGGCUGGCUGACGACGGCUAAUAAGCCAGAAAUGGCCAUUCCAGUCUCCCUUGUCUUUGUCGGUAAUACCAUUCUGCUUAUAUAUAUAUAUAUAUAUAUAUAUAUAUAUAUUACAUGAGCAGCUCGCUAAGAGUGCAACAGGCCAGACGCAGACAACUGUUUCACGGUCGUUACCGAUCAUCAGUACGUCAUAGGCCUUAUGAAGUGAGGUACAUAUAUAUAUAUAUUAUAAUUGUGUGUUCGGUGUGAUCCGUUGUCCCCCAAGGCCUAAAUCUACUUGCCAGUUGACACUAGGCGUUUAGUAGUGCUCGAAUCAUUGUAGGGGGGAUUUGAUCGUCUUUUGUUUACAAUUAAAGUACGUAUUUUUUUUUAAGAAAAAAGUCAUCGGUGUAGGCGGGUCGACUAUCCGCUUACUGGCCGGAGACGUGAAGCAAGACCUGAUGGACAUGUUUCAAGCACCGACAACAGUGAAGCUGACCGCGGAAAUGGCUGGACCAUCGCGCGGUGUCCUAAGGCGACUGCGGAGGACUAACGACGCCUCCACUGUUUUCCCUGACUUUGCCAAACCCGUCGAACCUAAUGCGUGUUCCAGUGCAACCGAAUGA